AGUGACUUUGAACGUGGCAUGGUUGUUGGUGCCAGACGGGCUGGUCUGAGUAUUUACUGGGAUUUUCACACACAACCAUCUCUAGGGUUUACAGAGGAUGGUCCCAAAAAGAGAAAAUAUCCAGUGAGCCAAAAUGCCUUGUUGAUGCCAGAGGUCAGAGGAGAAUGGCCAGACUGGUUCAAGAUGAUAGAAAGGCAACAGGAAGUCAAAUAAGCACUGGUUCCAACCAAGGUGUGCAGAAGACCAUCUCUGAAGCAACAACACCUUGUCCAACCUUGAAGCAGAUGGGCUACAGCAGCAGAAGACCACACCAGGUGCCACUCCUGUCAGCUAACAACAGGAAACUGAGGCUACAAUUCACACGGGCUCACCAAAACUGGACAAUAGAAGAUUGGAAAAACCACAUUCAGAUAGAAGCAUGGAUCCAUCCUGCCUUGUAUCAACGGUUCAGGCUGCUGCUGGCGGUGUAAUGGUGUGGGGGAGAUUUUCUUAGUACCAACUGAGCAUGGUCUAAACACCACAGCCUACCUGAGUAUUGUUGCUGACCGUGUCCAUCCCUUUAUGACCACAGUGUUUUUUGUGAGUCCUCCAACUAUAUGUCCUCUUGAGGCCCCAUGCAGCAAAUGACGGUACCAAACCAACAACAGGCUCAACACUGAGUCAGUGGCUGACUCUGUUUUAUGGCAGCCCUGCAGGCCAUCAUUUUAACAGGAUAUAAUAUCCCAUAUUGGCACAAUCACAUUCAAUUCUGUCCAAAUGGCUCAUCCAGUCAGCAGCGCGGGCACGUCAGCUCUGCACGCUCCCCCCCUCUUACACGCGGCGUCCUCCUCUGCGCCCGCGCGCCUGUGCGUGCGUGCGUGUUACGCGCUGGGACCCGUCCCUACAGCAGAGAGCAGCAGCGCAUCCAUCCUGCCGUGGAGCCGGGAGCGUGGAGCCGCGAGGAGCGCACCGAGAGAGAGCGACCGACAGAAGAUGGACGGAGUGGGAUCGUUCGGAGCGGGCCGGGCCGGGUCCACCGUGGACCCCAUCACCUUCGCCAAACAGCCGACCACCAUCCUCAGAGUGCUGUGCUGGAUAUUUUCCCUAGUGGUCUUUGCCUCCAUUGUGAACGAGGGUUAUGUGAACAUGGGCAGCGAGCGUCUCCACUGUGUCUUCAAUAAGAAUGGAGACGCGUGCAACUACGGUGUGUUCGUGGGCCUGGUGGGCCUGCUGGCGUGCUCCUUCUUCUUCCUGCUCGACUUCAAGUUCUCCUCCAUCAGCUCUGUCAAAGACAGGAAGAAGGCUAUAAUGCUUGAGAUCGGCUUCUCAGGUUUCUGGACCUUUCUGUACUUUGUAAGUUUCUGCUUCCUGGCCAAUCAGUGGUCUCGGACCACGCCUGACGAGCUGCCACUCAACCAGGGGGCGGACGCAGCCCGGGCUGCAAUCGCCUUCUCUUUCUUCUCCAUAAUCACCUGGGCCGGUCUAACAGUGCGUGCGGUCCAGAAGUAUCUGCUCGGCACAGACAUGACUCUGUUCACCACGGAGCACAUGGACGGCGGCGCACCCACCCAGCCGUACCCAUCCAAUUCACCAGGAGCCGGCACCACCGAGACCACAGAGACCUACCAGUCCCCGCCAUUCACCGAGAACAACGCAGCACCCACAUACCAGUGUCCUCAGAUCAGAGCAGAUGAGAGAAAAAGAAAACAAGAGGAGGAAAUGUAGAGGAGGAGGAGGCCACUUUGCAGUAUUUAACUGCCGUUUUGACAACAACAAAAAAAGAGAUGAAAGGAUCAACAAGUGAGUGACUCCACCACAAAGCAGUGUUAGAUAAAAAUAGUGCAGAAGGCACUCACGUACAGCACCUUCAUCUUUUUCUUUCCAUUUAUUCAAGUGUCAGAAUCCCCUUUCAUACCAAACAGGACGGGGAAUGUUUCUUUUUGUUUUCUAUUUACUUUUCUUUUUUUUUUAGCUCCAGUACGGUCCGGUCGUUCCUCCCCUUUCCCCCUGCUGCAGUUAAAGUGAUCAUGUGUAUUGAAUCUGCAUGUUUCCAAACUUAGAGAUCAACUAAGUGCCAUACUGUACUGUGUGUCUCAGACAGUGACUUAAUUUAGUAGAUUUCCACAUGCUGUAAAAAAAGACAACAACGUUUUGUGACUAAGUGCAAUAUCUCACAUUCUUAUGUAGGUCUGUAGGUAGUUAUAUACUGUACUGUAGGUAGGCUAGUUACCGUCAGAUUAGACCAACUUUAGACACUGUCUCAAAUUACGUACUAGACUUUGAAUUGUGCAACAAAUCUCAGGCAAAUUUCCAGACCGCAAUCGCCGAUCCAACCUGACUGACGUUUGUAAGAUAUGGAUGUUAUAUAUAUCACAAUCUAACAGAUCCUGAGAGAACUUUUCAUUCAUAAAAGCUUCAUCAGCAAGUCUUUAUAGCAUCUGUUCAAGUGUUUAUGGUCUUCCUCAGUGUAGUGGAAUCAUUAUUUUUAACACACUUAAAAGAAAAACUGUUACAGUGCAAAAUAUUCCUUGAGUACAUUGUCACGAUGGCUGAAUCUACGUGAUUCUGGUUCAUUCAUGCGAGAGCGGUCAGUUUUAUUGGGGAAACUUUAAUCCACAGUGAAUCACUUUUCAUUCUGUUAUUUUUCUGUGCCAGGCAGAGAUGGAUUAUUGAGCCAUGGGUCUACUGGGUACAGACCCAAGGUGUCAGGGGGCCUCUGGACCAGAGCCUCUGUUUGAAGUGGCUUUUAUCAUUUCUUAGUGGAAAGUUAACUGAACAAGUACAAAGAGACACAAGACUGACAAUAAGGUGAUAUAAAAUGACCACAAGGAGAGGCGAAAAGAGCUGCAAAGAGACACAAACAGCUGCAAAAAGAUGCACAAUGGCCACAAAGAGAUGCAAAAAACGGCAGAGACGCAAAAUGACUACAAAGUGACUCAAACGACUACAAAGACACUCAAAACCGCUACAAAGAGAUGCAAACUGGCCUGAGAGACUCAAAACAACCACCAAUCGACACAAAAUGACUACAGAGAUGCAAAACGACUACAAAGAGAUACAAAACAACCACUGAGACACACAACCAUCACAAAGAGGGACACAACAACUACAAAGACAUGCUAGCUGACCACAAAGAGACACAAAACAACUAAAACGAGACACAAAACCACCACAAAGAGUUUCAAAAUGACGACAAGCAGACUCAAAACCAUUACAAAGAGACGCAAACAAACCACAAAGAGGUACAAGACCACAGAGACUCAAAAGAACUACAAAGAGACAACCACAAAGAUACACAAAACUACAGAGACUCAAAAUGACCACACAGAUGCAAAACCACCACAAAGAGACAGAAAAUGACCACAAAGAGACAAAAAACAACUAUAAAGAGAUAAAACAACUACAAAGAGACACAAAACAACCACAGAGACUUAAAACAACCACAAAGAUACACAAAACUACAGAGACUUAAAACAACUACAAAGAGACAACCACAAAGAUACACAAAACUACAAAGAGACUCAAAAUGACCAUACAGAUGCAAAACUGCCAUAAAGAGACAGAAAACGACCACAAAGAGACAAAAAACAAUUACAAAGAGACACAAAACGACUACAAAAAGACUCAAAAUGACCACAGAGAUGCAAAACCACCACAAAGAGGCAGAAAAUGACAGCAAAGAGACACAAAACAACUACAAAGAGUAACAAAAUGACCCCAUUAAGAAGGAUGGGGUAAAAAAAACCACCUGUCCGUGCCCAGGGGCCCAUUGUGUCAUAAUCCGUCCACGGUACCAGAGAAUGUAUGCAGUGUGUGAUUUGAGACAGUGUCCUACGUUGGGUGUCGUGUGUAUAAACUGGGUCGAGCGGGGAGACUCUGGGUAAGUCAGGUCUGUUUAUGUUUACGUUUUAGAAGCUGCCAAACUGCCCUGUGUUCUUAUUGCUGUCUUUCUGAUUAACGUCUGAUUACCACGUUACUACUAUGUUGUUAAUGUCUAUAGGAGUUUAUGUAAUCACAGAGCCGGGGGGGCGACGGGUGAGCUUUUAUUCAGCGAGUGACAUCGGGACGCUGGAAGAGUCAGUGCAGUCUCAGGCAAAAAGAAAAAUCUGUUUGUGGGAUGUUGAGGAUCGCUAGCUGGCUAAUUCAUUGAUCCUGCAAUCCUGCCACUGAGGGAGGGAGGGAGGGAGGGGGUGGUGAAAUUGUUGCCAUGGUGACAGGGACAGGGAUGGGUGGAUGUUGGUCACUAAGGGCCCUGAUGUAGAUAGUAACCAUGCCAGCCAUGUCGGUGUGUAGCAGUGUCUGUGUUGUGGUUCACGUACACUCGCCAUCAGAGAAUAUGUAGUUUUGGGGUGUGUGUGUGUGUGUGUGUGUGUGUUAGCGUGCGUGCAUGAGAGAUGUGUGGGUCUGUGUGAGAAUGUGUGAACGUGUGGAGUGAAAUUUUGUGGUGCAUAAAACUUAUUUUCUUGAACAUGUGUUUGUCGAAGUUUUAGUGCAGAGGAGGAAAUCGAAAGUCGCUUACAACGUUAAAUCAUUUCCCCAAAAUAAAAGUAGUCUAAAUAUAUUAUCAGUCUCAAGAUAUCUGAAUUAAGAGUUUUUUAUGAACAGAGCCAAAUAUAAAACUUCCUGUUAGAGUGAUAUAAUUGACCUGUAGGACGCCUUGCCUGCUAUUCUAACUGAUCCUGUGUGAAACAGCGCCCUCUGCAGACCAGAGAAGGCCCUGCAGCAACAGGACAACUGGAGCUCUCAAGAGUUUUCAAAGUACUCAUGAUAAUAAUGCAUGAAAUCGUUGUAUAGAUCUCAUUAUAUAUUGAAUACUAUGUAAUUCUUAAGUUGUUUUGCAGAGUGAGAUUCGCCGUCCGUCAGCGCAGAUGACAGGAUUCCUUCUCGUGUUACAUUAAUCGCAGUUUAUUGUCGGGAAUUGCGACCACGUGCCCAAACAACCCCUUUGUUUAGUCAGUGAUGUUAUCUCAGCCUCGUGAUCUUGUUGCUCACACGUACACAUGUGCUAGUGUGCGCAUGUGUCAAAGCUCUAGUGUGAUCUCACUCAAAUUAGGUGAUAAUGAAAGUCAUUAUCAAUAAUUAGGGUAAUAGCUCACAAGGUAACAAUGAAGAUUCUGAUUGCAGUCUCAAGGCAAAUGGAGAAACGCUAAAGUACCAAAAGGGAUUAAGAUCAUUUCGAAGUGUAAAACAGAGCCAAGGCCACUCAGUUUACCUGUGAGCGUGGCUUUUAAAAACAUUUUACUCCCCUGACUGUCUGCGAGUGCAAAGUUAAAUGGGUAUAUCCUCCUGAGACCUCAGCUUCUGUCCGGUGUACAUUUUAAUGUCUCCUAGCUAUUUGGGAUCAGUCGGACCUGAUAAGUAUAAAAAACUAAACACUGUCUUUGAACAGGAAGUAGUUUUGGAGUGUGUAAUAAAGUAUAAAACUUGUGCAAAAACUAAAUUAAAAAUAAUGCAACAAAUCUAAACAUCUUGUAAUUUGUUCAUUUAAAGCCUCUACAUGAAUUUUCCUUGAUCCAUACUCAAAGCUAGGAAUAUCCUUUCGUCUGGCGCACCUUACUGGUCCCAACGUCCUCAAAUAAGACGAUUAUAAAAGCCUGUUACUGUCACUAAAAUUGGUCAACAUUGGCCAUAUCAAACUACAAACAUUAUUAAUUAUAAACAAAACAUGUUACAACCAUAAAAUGUGAUCAGGUUUUGGACCUUGUCCACUUUUGUGUCGGGAUCGGCUACAGACUAACUUGGAAAAGAUGGCUGCCAUCUUGAAAAGUGUCCAAGAACGAGGACGACAGAUCCAAGUAGAACAAAGUAUAAGGUGCAGCGAAACCAGAAUAUGGUGUCCUCAUAUUAGAACACAGGGUCUCAGGAGGAUGUAUUAAAAAUGGAGGAUAGCAGUAGUGAUUUCUUUGAGGGUUCUGGGUCACUGCUGGAGUGUUUCUGGAUGAGGUUUCAGGUUGGGUUCUCCAAAUACUUUCAGGUGCUGUGGUUUGGUACCAUUAGGCCUAGUUGGUGCAAGUUAAAGGACUAGACUUUGUGGUUUUUCAUGUUGUAGCCCCCAAGUGUGAACAUCACUGCCAACGAUUUCCUGAAGCGAUUCAUUUUUACAACAGCCAAAGGUUUUGGUUCAUUCUUAUAUGUGACGAAUACAGAGGCAAAGUCCCUCCCCCUCUGGUGUCUCCCAUGGGACCUUAUUUUGGAAAAACUGUACAGCAGACGAACACUGUUUUGAUCCCAUUUAAACUGUGCUGUGAAAUACACGAUGUUCUUGUGUGAAAUCGCUCAGUGAAAUACCAUCUCUCGUCUCGGAUGAUAUACGUCACUAACACCAAGAGGGCUGUUACCUUGGUACAAUUCACUCCCUUCUCCCAGAACCAGUGUUAAUGUCAUUGACGAAAUUUUUCCGUCAACAACCUUUUUUCCAUGAUGAGAACGAGACGAGGAGGAGCUAAAAAUAGACCUUGAUAAUAAAAACUAAGAUAAAAUCUAUGUUUCAUUUUCGUUGACGUGACGUGACAUGACAACAAACUGCGACUCUAUUGACUUGCAGAAUUAUCCAAUUCAAACGGGAUCAAAAGGUUAUUUGCCUCUUGACGUUAACUACCCUGCACAUUUUUACCACCUCUGUAUACAUAUCUUGAACGGCCAUUUUCUCAAAAUUAGUAUUGUUGUAUUAUUAUAUUACAGAACAUUUUAAUCCUAAAAACAUGAUGAAAAUUGAUUAUUUAUUUUUUAUGGCUGAUGACAGUGACUUCUGAUUUACGAUUGAAAUAGAUAUUCACAAUUCCCUCUGUAAAACCUGACUCUAUUAUGUUAACAGUAUGAAACAACAAUUUUGAACUUGGCUUGAUAUAAUGUUCAGAUUUCUGUUUUGAAAAUAAUGCAAAAUAGCACAUAUUUACUCAGAUAAUGCCUAUUUGCAUAUUUAAAACACAAUUUUCAGAGAACAUUUAAUUAAAAAAUAACUGUCUUAAUGUAACCAAUCAGCUGGGGGAGUUAAAUCAUGAUAUCUAUUAAAUAUUUUGACCCUGUUCAUCUGUAGUGUCUCCUCUGAUGCUAAAAUAUGAAAAAGUACCAGUGUAGUUCUUUAAAUCUUGGGUGUUACUGGGCUGCUGGUCACCUGUGGUCGGGUCAGACUGGGGUGUUGAUGGUAUUAUUGGGGUAUUAUUGAGGUACUUUAAGGAACUUUGGGGUAGUGUCAGGUCAGGUUGUCUUAUUGUCCUCAGUGCUUCGGUCUCUUCUUCAGUCAGUGUGAUAGAUAAAAAUAAUAAUACAAGCAUUCUCUAUGUUUUGUGCUCUGGCCCAUGUACACUACUGUGGUAUUGGUUGAUUGUAAAAUUCAGUACGUUAUUGAAGUAAAUGGAACCUGUGUGUGAUGCUGUCUCGGGUAUGGUUUGUCCUGUACUACUGAAAAUAUAAAAAUAAUAUUAAUAAUGAUUAUUUAUUAACUAGAAUGCACUCUUUGUUGGAAAUACUUUGUUUGACCACUCUUAACGGGGCCGUCGGCGCCAGAAUCAGUUUUAUGUGAUCAUGCUGUCGUUUUGUUAGACUGAGAUUAUAAAAGGUGAUAUGUAGUAACGCGGGUGCCAUCAGUUGUGUGGUUUCCAGUAUUAAUACAUUGCAUGGAUGUUACAAUAUCUCCCCCCCAUAAUAUUAAUGAUGAUAAAAACUGAACCCCCAUCGACCAACAAACGAGUAAACAUUGAUUUGUUAGCGUGCUACCCCUUUAACAUGUUUCUUCUGAGUUGUUUCUUCCUGUUCUGAGGGUGUUUGACCUCUUCAGUGUAAAAACGCUGUGUACAGAGAUGUGUGUCACUGUCUAUUACCUGAAUGUCUCUGGACUGCAGUCUGACCGUCACUCGAAUAAAAAAGAAAACAUGUUUUGGACUGCCUGUUUCUGUGCCUGAUUUUAAUGUGUCAAUAUUUGGAUUGUCUGUAUAUUUCUCCUGUGUAUUUAUAUUUGUAAUACGACACACAGUUGAUUAUAAAGACGCACAGUUUGUGUUAUGUAGUAAGGGUGUCUCAUUAUAUAGAAAUUACAGCCAUCUACAAAUGUGAUACUCUAUCACCACACAUUUAUCCCUCUCAUAUAUGGAGGACGAAAAAUGACUUCUGUAUCAA
Epinephelus moara (kelp grouper) is the source of this 8094-nucleotide messenger RNA. RefSeq names its product synaptogyrin 3a (gene syngr3a). NCBI's taxonomy places the organism in Eukaryota, Metazoa, Chordata, Actinopteri, Perciformes, Serranidae. The record is from RefSeq and is a predicted model, not a curated record. Gene Ontology annotation, cellular component: neuromuscular junction; synaptic vesicle membrane. The transcript is spliced from 6 exons. The coding region runs from base 757 to 1704 and encodes 315 amino acids.